Scheffersomyces amazonensis is the source of this 1608-nucleotide messenger RNA. RefSeq names its product SCF ubiquitin ligase complex subunit. Gene Ontology annotation, molecular function: protein binding. The transcript has a single exon. Gene Ontology annotation, cellular component: cytoplasm; SCF ubiquitin ligase complex. The coding region runs from base 130 to 1530 and encodes 466 amino acids. The record is from RefSeq and is a predicted model, not a curated record. Lineage: Eukaryota; Fungi; Ascomycota; Pichiomycetes; Serinales; Debaryomycetaceae. Gene Ontology annotation, biological process: SCF-dependent proteasomal ubiquitin-dependent protein catabolic process.
GUAUUAAUGAAAGUAUUAAUAAUCAAGUAUACUUUACUAUAACUGUUGUAAUAUUUUGUAGACAAACACUUAUAGGUGGCGUGUAUGGAACUUUAAUAGAGAUAUAGAAUAAAAAGUACGAUUGUAAAUAUGAGUGGAGCAACAAGUGUUAUUGAACCAUCAAGUACUAAUACCAAAUUUCCAAGUGGAGAGGAUAGUAAUAGUAAUGGUAAACUUUCUGAUAAAGAUCAUGAAGCAAUUCGACUUUUUGAAAAGGCAAUUGAUAAAGAGGCAUUAGGAAUGAUGUCUGAUGCCGUUAGUUUUUAUCGUCGAGCAUUUAGAAUUAAUGAACAAGUUGAUAUAUUAUAUAGAACUCAAAAAGUACCUCAUACCAUUAAUAAAUUACGAGAAGAAGGUGGAAAGAAUAUAGCAAAAAGAAUUGAUGAAGAGAAAGUAAAGAAAAUUAAUGUUGAUGAAUUAAUUGAAAGUUUUAUUCAUACAGAAGCAAUAGCUAUUGAUCCUAAUAAUCCAGAUCAAGAUGAUCCAAAUCAUUUAACUAUAAAAUUAGUUAAUUUAGGAUUAGAAACUGAAACUAUAGCAGAUAUUAAACCAGUAUCACCAUUAAUUCAUUUACCAAAUGAAAUAUGGCAUAAUAUAAUGGAAAUACUUUUAUUAACAUCACCAGAAUCUUGGUUUAAAUUUUCAAUUACUUGUAAAAGAAAUGCCUAUUUAGGAUUAGGUUCAUCAAAUAUAUGGAGAAAAUUAUGUUAUCUUGUUUAUUCUAAUCAAAUUUAUGAAGAAAAUGUUUUAUAUUUAAAUGCAAGAAGUGUUAAAACUCUUGAUGAUGAUGAUUCAUUACCUGUACCGAAAGAUCUUGUUAAGAUUUUACCUCAAUAUAAUAAUUCUUGGAAAUAUAUGUUUCAUACUAGACCAUUUAUUAAAUUUUUAGGAUGUUAUAUAAGUGUGGUUAAUUAUUAUGGAGAAGGUGGUAAAGCUGAAUUUUCUAGUAGUUGGUCAAAUCCAGUUCGUACAAUAACUUAUUAUAGAUAUAUUAGAUUUUAUCCUGAUGGUUCAUGUGUAAAAGUAUUAUCAGCCAUGGAACCUAGUAAAGUUGUACCUCAUUUACUGAAAUAUAAUGUUCUGAAUAGUAUAGUUGGAUUUGUAUCUGAUCCAAGUACAACUGAAUCAUCAACACAAAGUCAAACUCAAACUCAAAGUCAAAGCCAAACAUCAACUAGUAGAUCUCAUACUCAACAAAUAAAAGAAAGUCAAAGAAUUUAUCAUGGUAAAUGGACUAUUUCAACUAAUGGAGAAAUUCAUAUAAUUAUAGAUAAUGGAUCAGUACCAUAUUAUACCUUUCAUUAUAAUUUUAAUAUAAAAACAUUAGGAGGAAUAUUUAAACAUAAUAAAUUAACUUGGGGUCGAUAUUAUGCUAUAAGAAAGAAGAUGUCAGAAGAUGAUGAUAGACAAGGAGAAGAGACUGAAUUUUCAUUAAAGAAUGAAAAGCCAUUUAAGUUCCUGCGAGUUAAAAGUUAUAGAAUAGAUAAUUAGAAAAAAUGUAUAUAUAUAUAUAUUAUAUUAAAUAAUAUAAUAUAAUGUAUAUAAAAAUAUAAUAUAUAUACUUUAUAG